AUGAAGUACUCGUACUCCUGCACCGAGGGGGAGAACCGGCAGCUCUGGUCCUCGGGGCAUCACCUCAAGUCGUGCCGGGACGUGGCCUUCUCCCAGGACGGGCAGAAGCUUUUCACUGUGUCCAAGGACAAGUCCAUCCACAUCCUGACGGUGGAGGAGGGACGGCUGGAAACGCGCCUCCCCAAGGCCCACAGCUCAGCUCUCAACUGCGUGCUGCCCAUCGACAACCACGUCUUUGCCACGGGCGACGAUGGCGGGGGGCUGAAGGUGUGGGACCUGCGCAAGGGGGACGCCAUCCUGGAGGCCCGUCAGCAGGAGGAGUACAUCAGCGCGAUGGCCGUGGACGGUAACGGGAAGAUCCUGCUGACCGCCAGCGGUGAUGGCACCCUGGGCGUCUUCAAUGUGAAGAGACGGCGCUUUGAGCUGCUCUCGGAGCCGCAGAACGGGGACCUGACAUCUGUCGUGCUGCUGAAGAGGGGGAAGAAAGUGGCGUGUGGCUCCAGUGAAGGCACCAUCUACCUCUUCAACUGGGACGGCUUCGGGGCUGCCAGCGACCGCUUCGCUCUGAGGGCCGAGUCUGUUGACUGCAUGGUCCCCAUCACGGACAGCAUCGUAUGCGUGGGGUCCCUGGACGGAGUCAUCAGGGCGGUGAACGUCCUGCCGAACCGGGUGCUGGGCUGCGUCGGGCAGCACCUUGGGGAGCCCAUCGAGCAGCUGGUGGUGGCCCCGGGUGGGCAGCUCCUGGCCAGCUGCGCCCACGACCAGAAGGUGAAGUUCUGGGACGUCUCCGCCCUGGGGGGGCUGGUGGUGGACGACUACCGAAAGAAGAAGAAGAAGGGGGGGCCGCUGCGGGCCCUCAGCGGCAAGGCGGCGGGCAGCGGGGAGGACUUCUUCGCCGAUCUGCGGGACGAGGCCGAGCCGGAGCUCCUCGAGCUCAAUGAGUGCUGGUGCUGCCGCUUCACUGCCUGCAUCGUUGCCUGCCUCUUCAACACCGUCAUGGCCAAGAAGAUCAUGGGCUUCACCUUCUGCAUGGAUGGGGGAAACAAGGUGGAGACCAUCAGCAGGAGGAUCAGGCAGCACUACUCCUUCACCACCACCAGCACCAUCGCUCAGCUGGACGUCCAGGCUCCUCCCGUGAAGAAGAUGAAGCAACGAUGGUUCUGUAGAAACAUCUUAAGAUAG
Molecule: messenger RNA, 1182 nt
Organism: Nipponia nippon (crested ibis)
Lineage: Eukaryota; Metazoa; Chordata; Aves; Pelecaniformes; Threskiornithidae
Source: RefSeq, a predicted model, not a curated record